AUGUGUGUGAGCUUUCCUCCUGGCUUGCAUGUGUAUGUGCUAUGCGUGUACGCCCUCUCCCCGUCCUUCCCCACUCAUCUCCCGUCUGCCCGUCUCCUCGCUCACUCACAGGUGUCGAGUGUGCGCGAGUACGCCACCGUACAACGGCGACACUCGCGCUCUAACGUGUUACAGCAACACAUCCGACGCGACACAAAGGUACAGGAGACCAUGCACAAGCUCAGGGGACAGACCAUGGGCACAGUAGAGAGCAUCCACGUGUAUGAGGCCAACAUGUUUGGCAAGUACCGGCAGCACUAUGUGGACAGCCAGAACUAUAUCAGCAUACGCGCCAACUACAUGUUUAGCAAUCUGUGGCGCGAGAGGGGGCUGUAUGGCGAAGAGAUUGAGCAGGAUGCGUACUGGAAGCUGGAUGUGAUUGAAGGGCCUGCACGCGUCAGGAGGCGUCUGUGCAGGAACUAUGACUUUGUCGAGACGUACGCUGGUCUUCUCACCGACGGCAGCAGCGCAUUACAGAGCCAACAGAACACUCGCGCACAAGCCACCGCCACAGCCACGCCCGACCCAUGCGAAACACUCACGCAGAAGGAGCAGGAGGUCAUCUCCGAGCUGUCUGAGCUAUCGGACUUUAAGGUGUUUUCGGCCGAUACGCUCAUGCGCACGGGUGCGGAGGCAGAGAGUGAGGGGCGGGAGAGUAUAGAGGUGACGGGAGAGGCGGAGGAGAAGGGCACGGAAGAAGACCCGCAGACGGAUAGCAAGGACGGCAACGCCCCAGCAGACACAGCUGAGGACGAGGCGAUAGGCUCCGAGUCCGACGAUGACACCGACGAGGACUUCAAAGAAGAAGACAUGACCAUCAUGCGCCAGUUAGAGCCGGGUGACGCCAUCCAGUUCUGCUUCAACUGCAGCCGUAUCCAGGGCUUAGACGCUGUGGACAGCGUGCUGCUGCUGUGUAAGCGUAACAUCUACAUCAUCGACGGGUAUCGUUAUGUAUACGAUGCCGCCACGCAGAAGAGCACCAUCAUGGAGAUGGCCGCGGCGGUGCUGGAGUUGGGUGACAACUACCGGCCUAUUGUCCCCAAACUGGCGGACAAUUUCGGGGCCACGGACCCCGAAGCCACGCGAGAGGUCAAGACGGAGAUGGGGGAUGACAGUGGGAUCAUCAAGUGCCCGUACAAGUGUGUUCAGGAGGUGCACAAGCGACGCUUCCUGCUACGUGAGGUGGCCGUGGAGAUCUUCUCGGACGACGGCAGAGACCACCUGUUGGCGUUUGUGAAGAGUGAUCGGGAUAACGUGUACAAGAAGCUCAUUCACAGCACCGUGGGAUCGUUCUCCAAGAGCAUCUCCAAGGGUAUCAUGGACGUGGCCGGGCAGACCCUGGUCUCGGCCGGGUUUAGAGACAUUGCCGAAGAGUCCAAGGGCGUAUUCUCGCAGCUGUGGGGUGAGCGGUCGCCUACGCAACGGUGGGUGGCGGGUGAGUUGUCCAAUUUCCAGUACUUGAUGUGGAUCAACACUUGGGCUGGAAGGUCCUAUAACGACCUAACCCAAUACCCAGUGUUUCCAUGGAUACUGGCGGACUAUGACAGCGAAACACUGGACCUGAACGAUCCCAAGACCUUCCGUGAUUUAUCCAAGCCCAUGGGCAAUCAAACGCCCGAGCGUGCGCAGUACUACACGCAACGGUACAACAACUGGGAGGAUCCUACGGGUGAGACGCCGCCUUUUCACUACGGCACACACUUCUCGUCGGCAAUGAUUGUCGCGUCGUAUCUGAUACGGAUGGAGCCGUACACGCAGAUGUUCUUGACACUGCAGGGCGGGCACUUUGACCAUCCUGACCGCAUGUUCCACUCGAUCAAAGAGGCGUGGGAGAGCGCCAGCAGGCACAACACGGCCGAUGUCAAAGAACUCAUCCCCGAAUUCUUCUACCUACCCGAAUUCCUGGUGAACUCAAACAAAUUCGGGUACGUUUUACGGGUUCGGCUGCCCAAUUUUUUCUGGGCUGCUAUGUGUGUCUGCUGUAUUUCACCCGCGUGUUCUUCUACCCAACCGAGUUUUCGAUGGAUUCAAAUAGAUUUGGGUGUGUUUUAG
Messenger RNA from Sphaeroforma arctica JP610, 2091 nucleotides. RefSeq lists its product as hypothetical. NCBI's taxonomy places the organism in Eukaryota, Ichthyosporea, Ichthyophonida. Bases 1 to 2091 code for a protein of 696 amino acids. The record is from RefSeq and is a predicted model, not a curated record. The transcript has 4 exons.